AUGUUACAGUUCAACCGGAAACUUUCAAAAGCAAAGCGCAGGGUUACAUGCAUAACUGACCGGUUGGACUGUAACAUCACGGGGGUUCCGAAGCAAUGCCUUCCCGUUAUUCUCAAGUCAUCGCCUGCACAAAUCGUCUUGCAUCAUGGAAUGCUGACUUCGGGGGGGAAGUUGAGGUGCUGCAUUUCUCUGUAAGUAGUAGUCCUUGCCUGACUUUUGGACCCUAUACUAACAUCGGCACGGUGAAAGGGCAGACAAACAUGCGUCUUCUGGCCGCUGCAGACCGCACGACCAAAACGGAUCGGCCAACGGCACAGGGCUUUGCAGAUUGGCUCUGAGGAGUUGGAGACGGCUCGGCGAACAAAACAGAAGACUAUCCCGCUCCGACGUGGGCUUCUCCUGCCGGCGACCACGAGGAACAGAUCCGGGUUGAUCAGACACGUUUAUCCCGGCCCCGCGCUCGAACUGGACAAUAUGUCGAUAGGCGAAAAAGUCGGAUACUUCCGAGAUCGAGCAAUUCUGGCGCUCGCAGGUGGAUCAGAUCAACGACAUGGUGCUCGACCUGCUGCCGGGUGACGCUCAAACGUUCUACAGCCCGGAUUCGGUCGAAAAUGAAGACGGAUCACUGUUCUCGAUCAAGUACCUUCAGAGUCUCAACAUUGCUGGGAUCCCGUUGCACGCUGCAAGAUUCAAAGUGGAAACUUGGACUGUGCAACGGCACAAGACUGUUGUCAACUCGGUUACACACCCGCGUGCUCGAGGCCAUCAUUCUUACAGGAGAUCAUGCUGGACAGCCAGUUUCGUUGCCACGGAUCACGCUGAAGACAGGGUCAUCAGCUGAGCUUCCGUUCACUCUGCAUCCGACGCAGUUUCCGAUUCAGCUGGCAAUGGCUAUGACGUUCAGCAAGUUGCAAGAGCAGUCACUUGCGCGGAUAGAAGUGUGUCUGGAGACGCCCGUCUUUUCUCACGGCCAGUUGUAUGUCGCGUUGUGCCGAGCAACGAAUGUGGACGGUGUCAGAAACGUCCUGAAAUGA
Microbotryum saponariae is the source of this 1034-nucleotide messenger RNA. The record is from the annotation of a GenBank genome assembly. NCBI's taxonomy places the organism in Eukaryota, Fungi, Basidiomycota, Microbotryomycetes, Microbotryales, Microbotryaceae.